This is a messenger RNA of Acanthochromis polyacanthus (spiny chromis), 3866 nucleotides long. Its product is annotated as frizzled-6. The coding region runs from base 387 to 2480 and encodes 697 amino acids. Gene Ontology annotation, cellular component: plasma membrane. The record is from RefSeq and is a predicted model, not a curated record. The transcript has 8 exons. Gene Ontology annotation, biological process: canonical Wnt signaling pathway; non-canonical Wnt signaling pathway. NCBI's taxonomy places the organism in Eukaryota, Metazoa, Chordata, Actinopteri, Pomacentridae. Gene Ontology annotation, molecular function: Wnt-protein binding; Wnt receptor activity.
GAACGCAUCUUCAGUUCAGAAGUAGCCGGACAAGAAAAGACGGACGUUCGCGGAGUCCGUCGCAGGAAACACGCCACCGAGUUCCGUACAGAACUGCUACGACUCGUAUCCAUGUAGUGUACUUUUACACAAAGUUCUGGGCAUUUGGAGGGAUGUGGGAUUCCUACCUGAGACCCAGAGGCUCAUGCUGACUGAUGAAGAGGAGGCUUUACCUGCUCCUACGCCCACCGGCUCCACUGUUAUGUCCCCAGGAGAACUGAUACGUGGAUGACAGUGUGAGCCAGGGGAAUUCAGCUCUCGGGCCAAAAUAUCCUCACACGGAGCCAAAAAGAAACCUGUUCUAGUUUACCCUAAAAACAUAGACUCGCUCCCAGCCAGCCGCUGCCAUGUUGAUGCCAGGACCACUGUGGGUGUGCCUGGCGCUGAUAUGGGUGAGAAGCUGCAGUUCCCACAGUCUGUUUACCUGUGAGCCUAUCAGAGUGCAUCGGUGUUUGGGGAUGCCCUACAACAUGACCUUCUUUCCCAACAUGAUGGAGCACUAUGAUCAGGAUAUUGCAGCCAGUAACAUGGAGCCAUUCAUGCCCCUGACAAACCUGCGCUGCUCUCCAGACGUCCACCACUUCCUUUGCCAAGCCUUUUUCCCAGUAUGCACCGAAGAGAACAACGUGUUUCGUCCAUGCAGAGAGGACUGUGAGGCCGUUCUGUUCGACUGCGAGGAAAAUAUUCGCGUCUUUGGCAUCACCUGGCCUCCUGAGCUGCAGUGUGACAAGCUGGAGCCAUGUGGCUUAUCUUAUGGUUCUAUGAUUCCUCCAACCACUCCAGUGAUCUCUGAAGCUGCUAAAAGAGACCUUGGGUUCUGGUGCCCACUGCAGCUAAAAACCAAGCCGGGUCAUGGCUCAUCAUUCCUGGGGGCCCAGGACUGUGCUCCUCCUUGCUCCAACAUGUACUUCAAACCCCAUGACAUUGAAUUUGCCAAGAGUUUCAUUGGCGUGUGUUCCAUCAUCUGCGUGUGUGCUACGCUCUUCACCUUCCUCACUUUCCUGAUUGAUGUCAAGCGUUUCCGCUACCCCGAGCGCCCCAUAAUCUUCUACGCCGUCUGCUACAGCUUUGUCUCGCUCAUAUACUUUAUAGGUUUCCUGUUGGGGAACAAUGCAGCGUGCAUCAAAGCAACCCACCCUGCCAGUGUGGACACAGUGGUGCUGGGCUCUCAGAGCAAAGGCUGCACUCUACUUUUUAUGCUUCUCUACUUCUUCUCCAUCGCUGGUAUUGUCUGGUGGGUCAUACUCACCAUCACAUGGUUUCUGGCAGCUGGACCCAAAUGGAGCUGCGAGGCUAUUGAGAAGAAAGCGGUGUGGUUCCACUCUGCUGCCUGGGGUAUCCCCGGUGCACUGACUGUCAUGCUGCUGGCUCUGAACAAGGUUGAAGGCGACAGCAUCAGUGGAGUUUGCUUUGUGGGGCUCUACGACCUGGACGCAUUGCGCUACUUUGUUAUUGCUCCACUGUGUGUCGGCGUCAUAGUCGGCCUUUUUCUCAUUCUGGCAGGUAUCGUUUCUCUCAACCACGUCCGGCAGGUCAUUCAGCACGACGAGCGCAACCAAGAGAAGCUGAAGAAGUUCAUGAUCCGCAUCGGUGUGUUCAGCUGCCUCUACUUGGUCCCGCUGGUCACCCUGUUAGCCUGCUACACCUACGAACAGAGUUACCGCAGCACCUGGGAGAACACCUGGAUCAACGACCGCUGUCAGGAGUACAGCAUCCCCUGCUCUUACAAGACUACGGAGCACGACCGUCCUGACCUCUCUCUGUUUCUGGUAAAAUACUUGAUGACACUCAUCGUUGGAAUAUCUGCAGUGUUCUGGGUCAGCAGUAAAAAGACCUGCUCAGAAUGGGCCUACUUCUUCAACAGAACCCGCAAAAGAGAUCCCAUCAGUGAGAGCCGCCGGGUGCUUCAGGAGUCCUGCGAGUUCUUCCUCAAGCACAACAGUCGCGUCCAGCACAAGAAGAAGCACUACAAGCCGAGCUCCCACAAGCUCAAGGUUAUCUCCAAGUCCAUGGGCACGAGCACGGGCCUCACACCCUCCAAUGCCUCCACCACAGUCAAUCAAGGCACCUCUGCGCUGGGCAACCAUGAGCACCACAUGCAAGGCUCCCUGUCUGAAAUGUCAGCCAGGGAGCACCUGGACAGAGGAACCUCCAGCCGAAGCUCCAGGAGGGGGGAGAGAGAGAGGGAGGUGGGAGAGAGACGCAGCAAAGGGGGGAGCUCCAGUAAGGUCAGCAGCCGCUCAGAGAGCAUGCACAGAGUUGCAGAUGGGAGGAUGACUCCAAGGAGCGAGCUGUCUGAGAACAGGCCACUUCCCAUUGGACAGCAGCUGCAGCAUCCAGCUUUAAAUCUAUCACACACCAGUGGAAUCCAAGACUCCGCCCACCAGAUGGUGCACCAGGUGCCAGAGGAGAGCAAGGACCCAAAGGACAGCAGCUGUUGACACGUCUGACCUGCCAAAAUGAUGUAUUCAUCCAUCCAUCCAUGAAACCACUGCAGCCACACUCGAUACUAGUGGAUGUGUACCUGUUGGGUUAUAAUAUCUGAUAGAUUACAGCCAGUUAAUGUUCAUUGCCAGCAAAAUGGAACAUAUCCCAAGUAUUUCAGCUGUGGUAUGUUGGACCAGAAUCUGUGGGUUUUGAUUGAGUUUAAAGGUUUUAGAUGAUGUAGUUUGUUUGGGUGACGGCUGUGUCUUCCAGCUUUACUGUCAUUUUAGCCUGAAUGUUGCAGAUGCACAGGUUUAUCCAUCCAUACAGCUACCAAUGUUCACGUAAUGUAAUCGCAUGCUCUUUUAUAGAUGGAUAGUUCAAUGACAUAGAAUGCAUGCUAGUACACAAACACUAUAUUUAUGUAAAUAUUCUUUUUUAUAGUAGAAAUUAAGUUUUUUAAUGGACUAGUUGCGACACUGAAAGUUUUGUUAGAAAGGUCAUGAUAUUGCCAAACAUUCAGCCGAGGGAAGCUCUUCCUGUGGUGAACUGAUCCUGAAUGUCUUAUUGUUCUUCCUGGAAGAUGAUUUGAAAUCUCCUCCUGUGAUACGCGUUAUGUGCCUCUUUUUAUUGUUCCUUAAACUUGAUGUAGUUCAUUAUUAGAGAAUUUUGAAUAUGUGCUUUUGUUUUUGAAAACUUUUCUUGAAAGAUAUUUUUUCAUUUUACGCUCAUUUCUUACUUGUUCCUGCUGUACAAACCCUUGUUGUGCUGCGGCGUCUUCAGAAACGUGUCCUGUGGAUUUGGGUUCAGUGCAGCUUUGUAGUUUUCUCAAAGAAUGUGCCUCAUCUUCAAAGAUCCUCCAAAAGAAAAAAAACUGCAGAUGUUUUACAUGUGUGAUGCUGUAAAUUCAUAGACUUUGAAUCAAAUAGAGGAAGCCAAUCAAACAGGAUUUGCACUAUUUAUCAGUAGAAGCACAAACCACUAAUUAUUAAUUACAAUUACAAAAUGAGCAUUUAGAGAUUUAUUUGGGGGUUAUUUAUAACAUAUGGGUCACAGACCACAUAUCUGGACUUCAAGUACUUCCAGAACAACUGCUGUGAUUUAUUUGAGAGUAAGUCUUGCUAUAAUGUCUGUUCUGCUGUGCAAGGAACUGAUUUCCUUUUUAUAUUUGGGAGUCACAGCAGAAUUUCCGAUAACACUAAUUAAAAGGGAAUCUUGUAUGUUUCUGCUUUAUGUUUCUCCUCUGGCAUGUGGACGGGCUCUUGUUGUAUCCAGACCUAGUUUAGCUAAGAAAUGCUCCUUGUGAGACACUUAUGCUGCAUUUUUUAAUGUAUCUUUUCAAUAAAAUUUUGUAUCAGUGCUGUUUCAUUUUGGAUGAAUAUUGAAUUAAAAAUUAAUUUCUG